UAUAUAGGUGUUAUAUAUAUAUAUAUAUAUAUAUAUUAGUUUUGCAGUGCCAAAACAAGAAGAAAGAGAGUGAGAAAAAUGGGAGGAAUAUUAUUGAGGGUGGGAAUAUUGUUUACGGUGGUAAUAGUAGUUGGUGUUUGGGAGGUCGGAAUGGCAAAUGGUGAGAUGAGUCCGAGCCAGUGUAAGGAGGAGAGGCGGCUGCUGACUAACGCAUGCAAACCGGUUAUAUUUGGGCAGAAUCCGUCCCGGAAUUGUUGCCAGCGAGUUAGGGUUACCCAUUUUGAGUGUGUGUGCCCCUUCGUUACCCCUAAGGUAGCAGCCCUCAUCGGAUCCGUCAAACGUUUCGUUAAGAAAAUUGAAGGUUGUGGGAGAACUCUCCCUCACAACUUCAAGUGUGGCAGUAUCACUAUUCCGUGAGCUAGAAGGGGAGAGUUCCCUAUCAGCUGGACUAUAUGAUAUUCUUAUUGAAUAUAUAUAUAUAUAUAUAUAUAUAUAUAUAUAUAUAUAUGGUUAAGUACUCAUGUUUAUGAGUUAUGUACCAAUAUGUAUGAUUGUGUUUGAGAAAGAGACAGAGAAUGCGUCUUGCACUUAUGUUGAAUGCAGUUAAUAUAAAUUUUGUAACAUUUUCUGAUUUUUUUUGAUAGUCGUCAAUUAAAAGGAACCAUUUUUGUAAUUUUUGUUAUAGCUAUUGCAGCCGCUGAAGCAGCUAUUGGACUGGCUAUUGUUUCGUCAAUUUAUCGUAAUUGAAAAUCAACUUGUAUCAACCAAUCGAAUUUGUUGAAUAAGUAAAGGUAGUAUUAAUUAUAUAAA
Messenger RNA from Cornus florida, 810 nucleotides. RefSeq lists its product as uncharacterized. The transcript is spliced from 2 exons. Bases 79 to 417 code for a protein of 112 amino acids. Lineage: Eukaryota; Viridiplantae; Streptophyta; Magnoliopsida; Cornales; Cornaceae. The record is from RefSeq and is a predicted model, not a curated record.